GUAAUAAGUGUGAAUAGGAUCAAAAAUGCCGACCUGGGACUGCGCUGUAACGUUACGGAGCGCCCAAGCCCAAGGUCAAGGAUCGAGCAAGGAUCGAGCAAGGAUCGCGAUGCUCAGAUGAACGGUUCGGCAGAUAUGGAUCGCGCACGGCUCCAGACGUCAACGCGACGCCCCCUUUUUAGAGGUCACCCCCAUGAAUACCCCAUGAACACCCCGUCGGAGAUCCUAGUGCCUGUGCCGGAUGUUCCGCAGCGUGCCUGGAUUUUAAUCUCUAUUCUCUUGGGUAACGGGUAACGUCACCAGUCACAGCGCACGCCCGACAUUUGAAGUUGGUCAUCGACACUAGGAUCACUGCAAGGCCCUAAUCCUACACCAGGCACACCUUCUUCACAUGGUCAUUGAAUCGAUGCUAAUUGCUUGAGAGACAAUUUAUCGUAACGUUGCUAAUCUCCGACGCGGUCUUUCUUUCUCAUGGGAAGGUAGGUAGAAGGUCGAGCUACCUUCCAAGGAGCUACGGUCUUAUCAUUAUGAAUGCCAUGCUUCAUUCUGAAAGGUGGGGGUUGAGAAAGAGAUAUAUAUACUGCGAUGAAGACGAGGAGUUGAAGACAGUAUCGCCGGCCGACUUCAGCAUCGACAACCUAGCUCUUUCACUCUCCUUUUGAGACUUGUAUAUAUUUGGAAAUCUACUUGCACAUAUUUAUUCCGUUAUCAGUUAACCAUGUUAUCCUGGACGAAGAAGCAUCUUGCUUUACUGUUGGCCAUCCCAGCAGUAUUCGCGGCUCCUACCCAUCCCACCUCCCACACGAAUCUUACCUCGGCCCUCCUCCAGCCUAUCGCUGGACGAGAUGUCUCGGGUUUUAGAAAUGCAGCUUAUUUCGUGAAUUGGGCAAUCUAUGGACGUGGCUACUUGCCACAGGAGCUCCCGGCAUCGGAGCUGACUCACGUCCUAUACUCGUUUGCCAACAUACGCCCAAGUGGCACCGUCUACCUCUCUGAUGAGUGGGCAGACCUGCAAAUCCACUGGGCCGGAGACAGCUGGAGCGACACCGGAAACAAUGUCUACGGUUGCAUUAAGCAAUUGUAUCUCCAUAAGAAGAAGAACCGUGCCAUGAAGACCCUUCUCAGCAUUGGCGGGUGGACCUACUCCAUCAACUUCCCCGUCCCCGCCAGCACUGACGCCGGACGAAAGGAGUUUGCGUCGUCAGCAGUCAAGUUGGUUGCAGAUCUUGGCUUUGAUGGAAUCGAUAUUGAUUGGGAGUACCCCGCCAACGACGUAGAGGCCACCAACAUGGUCCUCCUCCUCAAAGCCUGCCGCGAGGCUCUCGAUGCAUAUGCCGCCCAAUACGCCCCAGGUUACCACUUCUUGAUCACCAUCGCCAGCCCCGCCGGACCAGACAACUACAACAAGAUGCACAUGAGGGAAAUGGACGCCUACCUUGAUGCCUGGCACUUGAUGGCCUACGACUACGCCGGAUCAUGGGACAGCGUUGCAGGCCACCAAGCCAAUCUCUACCCCAGCACCAACAACCCCGCUUCCACCCCAUACUCCACCGACCGUGCCGUUACCGAUUACAUCUCCGCUGGUGUCACCGCCAAGAAGAUCGUCAUGGGUAUGCCCAUCUACGGCCGCUCGUUCGAGGCUACCGAGGGUGCCGGCAAGCCAUUCACCGGCGUCGGUUCUGGCACCUGGGAGAAUGGCGUCUGGGACUUCAGCGGACUCCCCAGAUCCGGUGCGACCGAGUUCCACGAUUCCCAAGCUGUCGCGGCGUACAGCUACGAUGCUGCUACCAAGGAGUUCAUCAGCUACGAUACCCCAGUGGAGAUUAACACCAAGUCUGAGUACGUCAAGUCGAAGGGUCUUGGUGGUGCUAUGUUCUGGGAGACUUCUUCGGAUAAGACGGGUGGCAACAGCUUGAUCACCACGGCGGCAAACAAGUUGGGCUCGCUGGAGCAGAGCCAGAACCUUCUUAACUACCCGGCCAGUGUUUAUGAUAACAUGAAGGCUGGUAUGCCAGGACAGUAAGCGCGGAGUGAAGCAGGG
Messenger RNA from Pseudogymnoascus verrucosus, 2041 nucleotides. RefSeq names its product Endochitinase 1 (gene CTS1). Gene Ontology annotation, biological process: carbohydrate metabolic process; chitin catabolic process. The record is from RefSeq and is a predicted model, not a curated record. Lineage: Eukaryota; Fungi; Ascomycota; Leotiomycetes; Thelebolales; Thelebolaceae. Bases 719 to 2023 code for a protein of 434 amino acids. Gene Ontology annotation, molecular function: chitin binding; chitinase activity. Gene Ontology annotation, cellular component: extracellular region. The transcript is spliced from 4 exons.